AAGGAAGUUGUAUGAUGGUUGUUUGUUUACAUGCACAACAAAAUUCCUUCUUUUUAUCAUUUGAAAUUCUUUUUAUAAUAUAAUUAGGCUUGAAAAUGUAGCCGAGAAUUAUUUAACAGUUUUAUAAAAUGGGGUGCUGCUGCAGCUGUUCAUGCAGCAGUAGAAAACGUGUCUCUCCAGCACAACAUGAUGACAUAAAAAACCAAAUGAUAGAAAUCAGACCAAAGAGAAUACUUCGCAUACAGCACAUAAAUCCACGACAAAGAGAUAAAUUAUUAGAACAGGAGAUACAGACAUAUCUUCAAUAUCGUAAUCAGGGUUUAACUUCGACUGGUCCUAUGAGUGUACCCAAGAAACAAAGUGUAAAUAACAAUCCUCAAGGAGAAAAUAAAACAAAUUCCUCCCAAAAUCCACCUGGUGUGCCAUUGAUUGAUUAUAAAGCUCCUGACAAAUUAAAAGAAGAAAACUUCAACUCGUCCUUUUCAUCUGUUGAUGACAGAAAAACUCUAAUCUCAGCCUCUGGUAUUGAAGUGGGAAUGAAUGCUGCACCUAUUGGUGGCUCAAACGAAUCAAAUGUAACCAUCGAGAAGACUAGCUCAGAUUCAACAAAUACUAAAAAAACAACAACGUCCAACCCUGCUCCAGAAAAAGAUAAUAAUGCUGUGCUGUUUUUUAUUCACGGAGUUGGAGGUUCUUCCGAUAUUUGGUGUGCUCAAUUAGAUUACUUUGAAAAACUAGGUUAUGAAAUUGUUGCUCCAGAUUUGAUUGGGCAUGGAUUAAGUUGCGGUCCACGAGAGGCGAAACAUUAUCAUUUUGAUCAGAUGUGUGCUGACUUGGAGGAAGUGUUUGAUAGAUACUGUAAACGGAAAAAUGUUGUGAUUGGUCAUUCAUAUGGUUGUUCGUUUGCGGCCGUGCUAGCUAGACGUAGGAGUAGAAGAGUAACGAAGUUGAUCAUGAUAAGUGGUGGUGGUCCAACUCCGCUUGCACCUCAACCAGGUGUAUUCGCGCUACCUGUCUGUAUGCUAGCCUGUCUUAGACCUUGUGUUGAAUGUAAAUAUAAAAAGAGUGCCUUCAGUGGAAAACAGCCUGUUAUAAGACCAGAGGAGGCCUUUGCAGUACCAACUUAUGUGUUGAGUCACACGAUGAACGGCCAGGAUUGGGCAGAUGGGGAUGAGUUGUACCAUAAUUGGAUCACAUGUCCGACCUUGUUAAUCUACGGCGAGCUGGAUAAACUCAUCACGUUACAAGAGGAAGAAAAUAUGAAAGAUGCAUUAUGUGAUGUAGAAUUAGAGAUUAUUCGAGAUUCAAGUCACAUGGUGAUGAUUGAAGAUCCACAGAGAGUCAAUAAUCUGAUAUAUAAUUUCUUAUUAAAAAAUACAAGACUAGAGGGUACCUCACAUCUAUUCAACGAAGAAUUGGAACGAAGCAAAAGUCGUGCAUCAGUCAGAUCAACAAAAUCAGCUAAAAGCAUUCCAAAUUUAAAUCUGUAAAAGAACUUAAAAAUCAGCUAAAAGCAUACAAAAUUUAAGUCUAUAAAAGAACUUAAAAGAUCAGCUAAAAGCAUUCCAAAUUUAAAUCUAUGAAAAAACUAAAAGAUCAGCUAAAAGCAUUCCAAAUUUAAAUCUAUAAAAGAACUUCGUGCACGCGCUGUAUCAUAAAGUCUGUCAUUGAGUCAACUGGCGUGGUUUCGAAUCCCCGGUUGUACGUGACAAGGAGUAGGGUCGCCUGUCCAACCUCGUGGGUUUUCUCCGGGUCCUCCGGUUUCCUCCCACUGCUAAAGACCCCUACGCGCAAGCGAAUUAAUGAAAUAAAAUUAACCAUAUGUUUGUCCCAAAAUGACCUAGUUUGUGUUGAGUGGACGUUAAACCCCAUUUCUCUCUUUCUCUCUAUAAAAGAACUUAAAAUAUGCAAAAAGCAUUUUAAGUUUAAACCUAUAGAAGCACUCAAAGAUAGGAUUUAAGCUUUGAUAUUUAAAUCUAUCAAAGAACUAAAAAAUCAGCUAAAAGCAUUAAAUAUUUAAACAAAUUAAUUCUGAUCAAAUUGAAUUAUAUUUUAGUUCCGAAAUGACCUAGUUUCCAUUUUGGGCUACAAUUUUCUUUGUGACUCACUGUGAAUGAAUAUUUCCUGGGCACUAGAAUCUCUUUGUGACUCACUGUGAAUGAAUAUUUACUGAGCACUAGCACACUGUAUGGCGUAUGCCCGUCUUCAUUAGCCCAGUCGGAGCAGAACAGUAGGACGUUACACCCCAUUUCAUUUCAUUUUUUGUAAUGUAACAGUUUGCUUUUAGCUUGGAUCUGAUUGCCUCAAUUCACAAGAUUGUAAGAUGCAUGCUUUUUACCAUGACAAAAAUAAUAUUACGAAUGCUACUGAAUUAGCACGAAUUGUUAACAUAGAUUUAAUUCGUAGACAUGUAUUUUUGUAGGAAAGCAUGUUUCGUCUGUUGCAAUCUGGUUAAAACACAGAUCCUAUAUCGUUUCGCUUUUAUAGUUCAAAAUUUUGUUUUACUUGUCUUUACUACACUAGGAUCUGGAAGAGUUGUUAUCAUUGACAUUUUCUGAAUGGUGUGGGAGAUUAGCCAAUGAAACGGUCUGUUACAGCAUUCUUUAGGCUUGUUUGGCAUGGACUGUGGGUAAUCCACUUUGCCUGUUGUUCAAUCCAUUUCAGUUUAUUGAAUAAAAUAUUGUUUAAACUAAUCCACUAGUAACAUGAAUGUUGAUUGGUUAAACAUACAUUAUGCAAGAGCAAAAUCUGCUUAUUACAAGUCUUUCUUUAGGCCUGAAAUGUUAUCUAAAUUAUCAAUUAGACAUUAAUUAACUUAUCCAGACCAUAAUAAACUCUUGAUGUCAAGGCUAGCCUUCGAUGCUGGCUGGAUUAGAUUCCUAUAUGCCACUAACGGCCGUUGAUAAUUAAAUCAGAAAAAAUGGAUAAUCGAGACUAUGCUGUUUAUAUUAAUGAUUUUAGUAAUAAUGACCGAGACUAUGCAAAAAUUUCAACCGCUUUUUUCUCGGCUCAUAGUGGAUCAAUUUGACUGAAAUUUUCAGCAAAUUACCUUUACACUAUCUAGUUUUUAACUAUUAUAGCGAGAACUGCCAUCUUUUUAUCUUAUCUCCCAUAAUGUAUCUUUAAUCAAAUGCCUGACGUCAUAGGGUCAAAAGCCGCUCGUAUGACCGCUGACGCGAGCUACCGGUCAGAUCUUCAUGUAGUGUAGGCCAUCGAAAGUAUAAAGAAACAAAACAAAAUAUAGAUCUGUAUUUUAGUCAAAUUGGGUCUGUUGCCAUUCAAAUUGUAUUAUUUUAGUAUCCCCUUUAAAGAAAGUUUAUAAAUUAUAUUUUUACACUUUUAAACAGGUAUCAAUUUUUAUGUGAAGUCACAAGGAACAAUUUUUUUUAUAUACAUGUAUCCCCCAGUCUAUCCGUCCAAUGUUCACAUUCGUUUUUAUAAUGCGGGGUUGGGUGGUCGAAUGAUUUAACAUGUGCGCUUUAAGUUUUAAAAUCGGUGAUUGGAUAAGUGGCGUUUCGAUUUCCCCUUUGUACGUGACAUGGAGCAGGAUCGUCUGUCCAACGUCACGUUUUCUCCAGGUCCUUUGGUUUCAGAGAGAAGGAUGACAUCCAUGUGACUUAAUGAGCCACAAAUAUUAACUUUUUUCCUCCAACAAAUUAAAUUCUAAAACUUUUUUUUUGUAUUAGAAAAAUAAAUAAAGAUGUUUGAAGUAUUUGUAGGUAAAAUUUAUUUCCUAUUUAGUGUAAAUGGGUAUUAAAGAGUAAAAGGCUCCAUUCCACCUGAUCAAGUAUGGUCUUGUGUAAACAAUGCACGCGCCAUUGAGCCAAUGAUUGACGCCGCGUGAUGAAAGGUAGUCAUCUUUUACAGAGAUAUUAGAAGACUUUCGUAAUCCUCUGUGAAACAGAUUUGCAUACUUUUCCUGUUUUAACUGAUAACUGUUUGGAAGACUUAGUUGUCUGUGGGUGUGUUUUGUUGCCUGUCAAUCCAUGUUAUUGUUAAAAAGAUAAUCAUCUCUAUAGAUAAUGCCAUUUUGUUAGAUUUUAAGAUUUAUCCUGUUGAAUUGUGUGUGAAAGUUUGUAAUUUAUUUGUGUGUGAUGAUGAUGUCACUUUUUGAAAUAUAUUUUACACUUAUUACAA
Molecule: messenger RNA, 4137 nt
Organism: Patella vulgata (common limpet)
Lineage: Eukaryota; Metazoa; Mollusca; Gastropoda; Patellidae
Product: protein ABHD8
Exons: 5
Coding region: 129-1490 (453 amino acids)
Molecular function (GO): catalytic activity
Source: RefSeq, a predicted model, not a curated record